Molecule: messenger RNA, 444 nt
Organism: Chaetomium strumarium
Lineage: Eukaryota; Fungi; Ascomycota; Sordariomycetes; Sordariales; Chaetomiaceae
Exons: 6
Coding region: 78-344 (88 amino acids)
Biological process (GO): mRNA splicing, via spliceosome
Cellular component (GO): U6 snRNP; U4/U6 x U5 tri-snRNP complex; Lsm1-7-Pat1 complex
Molecular function (GO): RNA binding
Source: RefSeq, a predicted model, not a curated record
CGCCAAACACCAUCACCAAAAUCAAGGGUAGAGCUAUGAGUUCAAUGAGACGUCGCUGAAACAAUCGGGUUCACCACAUGAACAUAAUGGCUACUCAACUUCUUCCCCUAGAACUCAUCGACAAGUGCGUCGGGUCCAGCAUCUGGGUCCUCAUGAAGAGCGACAAAGAAUUCACCGGUACUCUGGUGGGAUUUGACGACUACGUCAACAUGGUGCUAGAAGACGUCACCGAAUUCGACUACUCCGGUAACCACACCAAGCUAAAGAAGAUUCUGCUGAACGGGAACAACAUUUGCAUGUUGAUUCCAGGCGGCAAGGGACCAAUAGAAACAGCCGCCUCAUGAGGGGGGAGAUCGCGGACGGUAGAUACAGCUGGGAGCGCUAUGGGAGCUGAUCUCCUGAGACAGGGACGGCCAGCUUGCUUCGGCUAGUUGAGGAAAGGAG